This is a messenger RNA of Fopius arisanus, 2010 nucleotides long. It is a transcript of the gene Arpc2, whose product is annotated as Actin-related protein 2/3 complex, subunit 2. Gene Ontology annotation, molecular function: structural constituent of cytoskeleton; actin filament binding. Gene Ontology annotation, cellular component: Arp2/3 protein complex; actin cytoskeleton. The transcript is spliced from 2 exons. NCBI's taxonomy places the organism in Eukaryota, Metazoa, Arthropoda, Insecta, Hymenoptera, Braconidae. Bases 207 to 1124 code for a protein of 305 amino acids. Gene Ontology annotation, biological process: actin filament polymerization; Arp2/3 complex-mediated actin nucleation. The record is from RefSeq and is a predicted model, not a curated record.
UUCGCUGACAUGAGAGUAAUUCCACGUUAAAAUCCACUCGAUAAUCCAUCUCAGAAUUUUCCACGGGGAAAAAAAACCUCAUGAAGUUGAAAUAAUCAGUUCCAGUUGAAACGAGUAGGAAAAAGUGAAGUGUGCCGUAUUCAUGGUGACAGCAGUAAUAAAUUGUUGAUUAUUGUUUUAAAUAGAGAAGUUAUUAGUGAGCAAUAAUGAUUCUGCUGGAGAUUAACAAUAGGAUACUAGAAGAAACGUUACAUACAAAAAUAAAAAAUUCAUUAUCGGGACACAAACCCGAGUCUACAGACGUCAUAAUAGCGGACUUCGAUGGAGCUCUCUUCCACAUGUCCAAUCCCAACGGGGAUAAGUCAAAACUUAGGAUAAGUAUUUCGCUCAAAUUCUACGGGCAAUUGCGAGAAUACGGUGCUGAUGACUUGCUCAAACGUGAAUAUGGGGCUUACCUCGUAGAGCCCGAGUCAGGUUACAAUGUCUCUCUGCAAGUAGACAUUGAGAAUUUACCAGAAGACUGGGAGUCCCUCGUAAAGAAAGUGGGCCUUCUCAAGAGGCACUGCUUCGCAAGUGUUUUCGAGAAAUAUUUCGACUUCCAGGAGAAAUACGUGGACAACCCUGAGCAGUGCCCAAAAAGGGCUGUCAUCCAUUACCGAGACCAGGAGACAAUAUACGUCGAGGCAAAGAGCGAUCGUGUCACAGUGGUAUUCAGUACGAUAUUUAAGGACGAGGAUGACAUGGUCAUUGGGAAGAUGUUCCUCCAGGAGUUGAAGGAAGGAAGAAGGGCCAGUCACACAGCACCUCAGGUGCUAUUCAAUCACCGAGAACCACCGAUCGAGCUUCAAGACUGUGAUGCAGCUGUUGGUGACAGCAUCGGAUACGUAACAUUCGUACUCUUCCCAAGGCACACAAACAGAGAAUGCCGGGACAACACGAUUGAUCUGAUCCACAUGUUCAGAAAUUACCUGCAUUAUCACAUCAAGUGCAGUAAGGUCUAUAUCCACUCACGAAUGCGAACCAAAACCACUGACUUCCUGAAGAUCCUCAAUCGUGCAAAAUCAGCAUCAAAGAGCACCGAGAAGAAAACAAUAACAGGUCGAACAUUCAUCAGGAAGGAAUGAAUUGGUCCAGCAACAGUCAGACAAUCUGAAUCGAAAAAUCGUGGAUUAACUAUAAAUUUAAAGUGGACAUUCGCCUGGCAUGGGGGAAGAUUGAGCCGACGAUGUGUCCUGGGGGAAGGAUCUAUCAUGUUGGUCGAGAGAAUAUAUUGUCGGGUGGCUCGUAGGACCUAGACUAAGGAAAGAAUCAAUUCAGUGGUCUUCUACUGAAUCGAACUCGCAGGAAAUUUUCAAAGUUACAAAAAAAACAUUAGACAUUCGAUAUUUUAAACGAUACAGGCACUCUUUUUUUUUUACUCUCCUUGGUUAAUGUUCUCCAUUCGCACGUUCACAUCGUGUACUUACGUUUAAGGAGACAUGAGUCAUAAAUAAUGCGUAAUAGUUUAUUGUUUAGGGAAUGAAUAAUCAAAAGAAAUAAUAAUUUUAGUUUUAUCUGUUCUGGAGUGAAUUAAAUUCAUGACUUUAUAGAUAACUUGAGAGGCUGAACCACUAGUGCCGGAAUUUUGUCAUUCGAUUAAAUCGAGAAUUUUCUACACCGAACGUUUAGACUCCUCUGAUUGUCCAUCAGUAUUGUCCAAUGCAUUUCAAUGAAACGAUCCAAUCCCGUCGAUAUACUCAAUCAUUUUUAUUGUGUUCUGUGAUGGAAUACCUCUGGCUUCCAAUCCUGUAUCGUAACGAAAUUAAUGUAAUAACGGGUUCGAAUUUAAUGGUAAUAAGAUUCUUAAAACACUUUUAACUUGAUGGGGAUUGAUACGAGAUAGACCUUGUUGAUGAAGUGACACAAUUUGAUGUCAUAGCCACGAACCAUAGAAUAUUGUUUUUGUAACAAAUGAGUAUUUUUAUUUCCAAUCUUUACUUAUUAUAAGGUAAUAAAAAAGAUUAAAACAUU